Harpia harpyja (harpy eagle) is the source of this 3045-nucleotide messenger RNA. RefSeq names its product CNKSR family member 3 (gene CNKSR3). Gene Ontology annotation, biological process: regulation of signal transduction. The transcript is spliced from 13 exons. The record is from RefSeq and is a predicted model, not a curated record. Gene Ontology annotation, cellular component: membrane; cytoplasm. Gene Ontology annotation, molecular function: protein binding. Bases 150 to 1817 code for a protein of 555 amino acids. NCBI's taxonomy places the organism in Eukaryota, Metazoa, Chordata, Aves, Accipitriformes, Accipitridae.
CGGGGCCGGUCCGCGCCGGGUGGGAGGAGCCAGGCUGUGAAGAGGGGGGCGGCCCCGGAGCGGUGCUGCCGGGAUGGGAACUUGAGAGGAGAGCGAGUUCGUGUCCGGAGGAGCCCGGUUGCGGUCUCCCGCGGGGGGUUGUGCCCGCCAUGGAGCCGGUAACCAGGUGGAGCCCGAAGCAAGUGGUGGACUGGACGAAGGGCCUGGAUGAUUGCCUGCAGCAGUAUGUCCAUAAAUUUGAACGGGAGAAAAUAAAUGGUGAACAGCUAUUACAGAUUUCUCACCAGGACCUUGAAGACUUGGGUGUCUCACGGAUUGGACACCAGGAGCUGGUUCUAGAGGCUGUGGAUCUCCUGUGUGCACUGAACUAUGGCCUUGAAACAGACAAUAUGAAGAACCUGGUUCUCAAGCUGCGAGCAUCAUCCAACAAUCUGCAAAAUUACAUCAGCAGCCGUAGGAAAAGUUCAAAUUAUGAUGGAAAUACCUCUCGCAAGCCCCCCAAUGAAUUCCUUACUUCUGUGGUAGAGCUUAUUGGUGCUGCUAAAGCCUUGCUUGCAUGGUUGGACAGGACCCCGUUUACAGGUAUUGCUGACUUUUCUUCAAUGAAGAACAGAAUAAUUCAGCUCUGCUUGGAUCUCACUACUACUGUUCAGAAGGAUUGCACUGUCGCUGACAUGGAAGAUAAAGUUCAGGCUGUAGCCAAGACUUUAAAUGGCAUUUGUGAUAAAGCCAUCCGAUCAACUACAGAUCCAUUGAUGAGCCAGUGUGCGUGUCUGGAGGAGGUUCAUUUAACCAACAUUAAACCUGGGGAAGGCCUGGGAAUGUAUAUCAAAUCAACUUAUGAUGGAUUACAUGUAAUUACUGGAACUACAGAAAACUCCCCUGCUGAUCGAUCUCAGAAGAUUCAUGCUGGUGAUGAAGUGAUCCAGGUUAAUCGGCAAACUGUGGUUGGAUGGCAACUAAAAAAUCUGGUGGCAAAGUUGCGAGAGAAUCCUGCUGGAGUCAGGCUGCUGCUUAAGAAACGUCCUACUGGCUCUUUCCAUUUCACUCCUGCUCCACUAAAGAACCUGCGCUGGAAACCACCCUUGGUGCAGACCAGUCCUCCGCCAACUUCAACCCAGUCACCAGAAAGCAUCAUGGAUACCUCACUGAAAAAAGAGAAGCCAGCCAUUUUGGAUCUGUACAUACCACCUCCACCAGCUGUUCCAUAUUCUCCUCGAGAUGAAAAGGGGAGUUCUGUAUAUGGAGGAGGCAACAAACCCAGUCAUCCACCACCUGGGUCCAAGGGCGCCGAGUCUCCCAAUUCUUUUCUGGAUCAGGAGAGUCGACGGCGAAGGUUUACUAUUGCUGAUUCAGAUCAGUUGCCUGGGUAUCCCAUAGAAGCAAAUGUCCUACCAGCCAAGAUGAGGGAAAAAACACAGUCCUAUGGAAAACCUCGUCCUUUGUCAAUGCCUGCUGAUGGAAGCUGGAUAGGAGCUGCAGAACCCUUCUCUAGGCCACGAGCACCAGGGAGAAAAGGCAAGGAUGCCCUCUGCAGGUACUUCAGUAAUGAAAGGAUACCCCCAAUCAUUGAAGAAAGCCCUGCCUCACAACACCCCCUCUCAAGGCCUGUGUCUGACAAGCAUUUAGUGAGGGGAAUGGAUUAUAUUCGAGGCAGCAGGUGUUUUAUGAAUACAGACCUCCACAACAGUGCAACAAUUCCUUUUCAAGAGGAAGGUGCUAAAAAAUCCUCUGUUACAUCAUCCACAAAAUCUUCCUCCGCAGAGCCCUCACUGCUGGUCAGUUGGAUCACGAGACUGAAAUUGUUGACUCAUUGACUAUUGUUCACAGGACUGUUACCAAGUGCCUUUGCUCAUUGGUCGGACUUGUCUACUUUUCAGCUUAACUGAUGCACAGUGACUAAUGCGGUGUUCUUUUCCUGGAGAAUCUUACAUAUUUGCCUUUUUGUUUGUGAUUUUUGAUGGAUCAGAGGGUUUCAUAGUGCAAGGAGGGAAGAAAGAUAAAGAUCAAGUUCCUCUUCCUGGCCAAAAGCUGAGGGCAUUUAUUCCCCUGGAAAUGAUUAAAAUUUCAGUGAUAGAGAGGCCACACAUGACCUGAAAUAUGCGUAAUGGCUCAGAGGAAAUCAUUGUGUUACCAUAAAGUCCAGUGGCACUUCAGUUGUCUGAAUGAUCAGAGGCUGGUGUGACUGGCUGGGUGUCGGAGUAUGUAGAGCUCAGCAAAAGUUGUGUUACUCUCCUGACCAGGAAAGAUAAGCAGGGAAGCAGCAGUUUCAUGCAACUUAGUGAUGCUGUUCAAGUACUGCAUGAGAUCAACCUUGUGAGGAAGAAGUAGUAGUGUUGUUGUUCUUUCUCUGAUAUCCAGAGAUCUUAGGAAGUCCUAGGAAGAAAGUUCUCUUAUUCAGAGAUCUUAGGAAGUUGGACUAAUUUAAUUAUAAAUCAAUCCAAGCUGAUAUAUAAUCCAUUUUAUUGAAAUCACAGUACAAAUAACGCUGAACAACUGCAGUACUCAUCUGUAAAGAUAUAUGGAUUGCUACAACAUGCCAAGGAAAUGCAUCUGUAGAGGUGGUGAAAGAAUAUAUAUUUUUUUCCUUAAUUGUUUAAGAAUGACUUGCUGUUAACCAAAGUAAGCUUUUAAAGACAGUCCUCUUGGACUUACAAGAACAUUUACAGUGGUUCAGUUUUUGAAUAAUUUGUUGUUUUUAUGGAAAAAUAUGUGCUAUGAUACAUUAUAGUUGUAAGAUACCUUGCUAUUUUCUAUAUAGCUCAAAUUUUCCCCCCUCCAGAAUUCUAAAGUAGCCUUGGGUAUUUUGGGAGGAAAAUAAAACUUGUUUAACAAAAGAGGAUAUUAAAGAGGUAUUGUUUAAAAUUGAAUGUAUAUAAGAUUGUUAGUAUGCAAACAGUUGUGUUUAAAGUAAUUUAAAUGUUAAAUAUAGUUGUAUAUAUUUUUUACACUUAAACAGAUACAAUUUGUACCUUCCUGUCUGUGCUGCUGGGCACAGAUUAGCCAAAUGAAAAGAAAAAGAAAGUCUUCUGUAUUCCCUGCUAA